GCUCUCUCUCAACUCUGUCACGACGCACUCAAUUCAUCCAUCCCUAUCUCUCACUUCACUCUCUCUCUCUCAAAACCAUAACCCUAACAAUGCCCGAUUUUACAAAUGUUCUUGAACCACCGCCACCCCAACCACCGUCCCAGCCACCGUUGUCACAAAUUUCUUGCCCCAGUCAUUAUGCCGAUGACCCGAAUUCGAAGUCCGCAUCUCAACAUGACAACGAAGACUGUGACCAAAUGCUCCAGAACCCCAAGACUGACUUGAAACCCGGUUACCUGGACAGCGGAUGUUGUACUAAGCCUGACCCCACGAUUGAGAAUCCGGACUCCGACAUAAGUUCAGAGCCAGAGCUCCGGACUGUGCUUCGAGAAGACGGGGUAAUGUGUCAGAGUAAUGGAGGAUCUAGGGUUACGGUUAGCCUGAGUGGUGGUGUUGAGAGGCCUGCUACCACAAACAAGAGUCUAGAUGAGUUUGUUAAAGAUUGGGUCAUGCGGAGAGUCAAAGCUGGCGUUUCUGAACAGCGUUGUUUUUUGCCGUUCCUAGCUCAAGCUCCCAAAUUGGUUGAGUGCUCUGUCUGCCUCAACUUAAUUCUCCCCGGUGAAGACAUAUCGUGCUCUGUUCGAGGGUGUCAGAUAGUUGUACACCAGCAAUGUGCAAAAGAAAUUCAGUGUUCUUCUUCUGCAAAACAGUUCAAGUGUCCUCAACAUGUAUGUUACUCUUGUAACAAAACCAAUCAUAUAUGGAGAUGCAUCAAGUGCCUUAUGGCAUCACAUGACAAAUGUGCAGCAUUUCCUGAGUAUGUUGUUCAUCUUACUAGCCAUCCAGGGCAGGCAAUCUGUUGGAAACAUCAUGAAGAUUGGCACCUGCAAAAGGAGGCUUGCUGACAGGACUGACAUAUCUUGUUUGAUGAGCAGCAUAAAGAUCCAAUCAAAAGUAUUGAGGAAAUAUUCAGUUACCUGCCUCUACCAUACACAGAGGAGGAGUUUAAGAUCAACUUAAACCGGAAGGAUACAAAUGAUUGCAAAUUGGAGCCACCUCAUUAUGAGGCAAUCAGGCGAAAUGUGUACCUCAUCAAGAAAAAGCGUGACAAUCUUGCUGCUGAUAAUGGAUGCACAAAUUGCAGUUCUACAAAGUGUUUAGACAAUUGUAUCUGCAGGUUAAGAAAAUCAGGCUUGCAUGUGAAGUUGUAAUGCUUCUGGAUUUUAGGGUCCAGUCCAUUAGCUGCUCAAAGGCUUGUCGCUGCUCUGGUAAAUGCUCAAAUAGGCCAUUCAGAGAAGAGAAAAAGAUUAAACUAGUCAAGACUGAACUCUGUGGUUGGGGUGUUGUAGCAGCUGAAGCUAUCAAAAAGGGGGAUUUCAUCAUAGAGUAUAUCGGAGAAGUAAUUGAUGAUGCUAUGUGCGAAAAGAGGCUUUGGGAAAUGAAAUACAAGAGACAGAAAAACUUCUACAUGUGUGAACUAUGGAAGGAUUUCACAAUUGAUGCAACUUUCAAGGGAAAUUUUUCACGUUUUCUGAAUCACAGUUGUGACCCCAACUGCAAACUGGAAAAGUGGCAAGUUGAGCAUGAGACACGUGUCGGUGUGUUUGCUGACCGGGACAUUGAAGUGGGAGAGCCGUUGACUUAUGACUACAGAUUUGUACAGUUUGGGCCAGAAGAGAAGUGCCAUUGCGGUACCCAUAAGUGUCAUGGAUUUCUUGGCACAAAAAAGAAGAUUGGUAGUAGGGUAGAGUUUUGCUGGGGUAGUAAACGCAAGAGAACCUCUACUUCCUGCGUGACCACAGUUAAAGUCAAUCCGUACUGAGCCAUUUUCGCCUGCUUUAUGUUUUGGUUUCUCAACCAAAGAAAAAUAGAGGAUAUGAUUAUAGGAAAAGGAAAAAAAAGAUCUUUCCUUUGAAGUGCUGUAUCAGAGUGCAUUUCCCCUUGAAAACAAUAAGAGUAAACUGUAAUUGGUAAAGAGCAUUGAACAAGAAUGAAAUUUUGUGAGAUUUUAGUUUGGGCUUCAAUGUACGUGUUUUAAUUUGUAGUUUUAAGUUUUAACCAUUAGUAAUGUUUAUAAGAGAGUACUAUUUGGAAAUGGUUGUUUUGAUGUACAUAUCUGAUUAGGAAUGAAAUCUCUAUUUUUUUAGAAAGAGAAUACCUCGCCAUCACAAUUGACAAGUACCAAUGGGUGAUAGACUCAUAGGCUCAUAGCCUAUCCAACAGUUAUUUCCAAACCACAACAUGGGAAUAGCUUAUUUGAUCC
Cuscuta europaea is the source of this 2242-nucleotide messenger RNA. Lineage: Eukaryota; Viridiplantae; Streptophyta; Magnoliopsida; Solanales; Convolvulaceae. The record is from the annotation of a GenBank genome assembly.